CAUGUGGCACUUACAGGAGGGUCACUUGUCAGCAGCCCUGGAGGCAGCUGGGAUAGGAGAGGAGCGUUCAGGAGGGAGGAAGGGCGUGCUUGUGCUUGUUUUGUGUCGGCGAGUGGACUCUGUUGCCAUUUAUUUGCAUCGCCUUCUCCCAGCUUCUCUCUUCCCCAGCCCUUGUUCUAUUUCGCUUUCUGUUUGCGAGUUGAAGGCCUCCCUCUCUCUCUCUCUCUCUCUCUCUCUGUUCUGAGGAUUCUCGUCGUGCUGGUGGUGGACGUUUCUUCAUUCAGCACACUGUCGUGGCUUCUUUCGAUUCUUUUAUGACAGGUUAGGUCAUUUCCUGGUCUGUUACACCGUCUUUAAAGACAACCAUUAUCCCGGUCAGCCGUGAUCAUCUUGAAAGCGUGUGAUAUCUUGCGGAGGUAGAAGACAGCCUCGCAGGUCUGAAAUAGGAUCAUAUAGAUUUAAGAUAAGAUGGAGUGGAUCAAGAAGCAUUUUCCAGGAGGCCAUGGAGACUCUGAAAUGUCAGUUUCUGACAAAUGGAUGGGGAGCACGACGCAACAUCAAGGCGAGAAAGCCUCGUCAAUAGUACAAUCUAGGGUCGAGAAAGACAAUGCCAAAGAGUCCGAGGAGACCAAGGCCAAGCUUGAGUCGCUUUCAAGAUGCAAAUCAUUCGCACCGCCAUCGCAAUCGGCCUCUGAUCUAGCGAGAUCACAUUCCAUGAGCGUUGUCAUGAAGAAGGAUUCGGAAGAAGCUAAAGACGACGAUACCCCUCUUGAUCCCAGGGAAGAAUGCUUGGUUACGGUGCCCGAUGCUAUUGUGCACCUCGUGGAUGACCAGCAGAGCCCUCACCUGGCAACUGCCCAUUUCUCAGUGGUGCGUAUUACCCAGAAGGGUAACGGUAUUGUGGUGCUGGUGCGUGUGGGAGAGGACUUGCACUGGCCUUUGAUGAAGGAUAUGCCCACUGUCAAGCUUGACCCCACACAUUACUUCUUCACGCUUCCUGUUCCAUCUUCUAUUGAUGCUCCCGAAGACGAGAGCAAAUCCGAGGGUCACUGUGAGAAAAACGGAUUUGAAACGCUGAAUUACGGAGUUACGUUUCCAGACCCUUCAAAUCACGAGCAAGCAUUGCAUGAGCUGGACAGUUUGUUAGCAACGUACACGUCCUUUUCAUCUCCAACUCUUGUACAAGGUGAUCAACGCAAGGAAGAAUUCGCACAAACCAACAAACACUUGUCACUGAACAAGAAGGAGAAAACCGAAACUGACGUUGCUACUCGUGUAAACGAGGGCAACAAAGAUUAUCGUGGCAAACUAGUUCCCAAGAAAGUCCUAUCUGGUGAGGAGCAACAGGUGACUGUGACGGAGGAGAAUCAGAGUGCUUUCUGGACCACAAUGGCGCCUAAUGUAGACGACUAUGGGUCUAGUGCUGCAAGAGCAAUUGCAACUGGGUCAGGCCACGUUAUCCGUGGAAUUUUCUGGGUGCGGGAUUCCACUGUUGCACAGCUGGAGAGUGGCACACUGUACCUGCAGAGCAAGAUGAACCCUUUGGACAAGCCUAGCAAUAUCAGUCCCAGAACUCUCAGAAACUUGAAACGGGUGCGGGAUAUGUCGCGGGCAACAGAGAAUGUAGCGAGGAGUGUGCUGCUGGGCAUAGUUAAGACAGCAGGAUUCUUUUCGGGGUCGCUCAUCAAGUCUAGAGCUGGAAAGAAGGUGUUCAAGUUGAUGCCUGGUGAAGUGGCUCUCGUUUCGUUAGAUGCCUUCGGCAAGUUGUUUGAUGCUGUGGAGAAGGCAACUUCAGAUGUCCUAGAAUCCACGUCGUUGAUGACGCAAAAUGUGAUUGCGCACAGGUACGGAGAGUCGGCGGGGCAGGUCACGCAAGACACAUUCGCCACAGCAGGUCACGUUGUGGCAACAGCUUGGACGGUUGCCAAGCUUCGGAAUGCAUUAAACCCGAAGGCAGGAGCAAGACCCCUGACCAAAACCGGCGUGAUCAAAGGCCUAGCCAAGAAUGUUGUCAAGGGAAAACAACCUACUACUUAAUUCAUUCCGAAACCUGGGGAUGAUUGUCUUACUGCGUGGCAGUGGAUGUGUACUGGCGAGCUUGGUAAAAUAGUUUGAGGGUAGAGUUUCGUCUCCCAACGUGGCACAUUACCAUUUACUUUAGUAUACAUGGUUAACAUGGGAAUUACAAAAAAAACGUUUUGGAGGUAUAUGAGAAGAUAUGAGGAACUUAUACCGCUCUUAGUUUCUGACAGCAUUAAAUUUACAUAGUUCCUAUUCACACAAGUAGAAUAUAAGUUAUAGGAUUUAGAAAUUUACAUGGUAGAAUUCGACAACACAUAAAUUCUUUGGACAAAAAUGAAUUUGUAGGGCAGCUAUUUAUUGUUUCCCUCAAUCAUGUAAUAUUGUUAAAAGUAGAUGUAUUUGACAGUCUACUCUACACAGUAAUACCACAGCUUAAUGACCAAAUUGCCAAGAA
Messenger RNA from Physcomitrium patens, 2476 nucleotides. Its product is annotated as senescence/dehydration-associated protein At4g35985, chloroplastic. Gene Ontology annotation, cellular component: plasma membrane. The record is from RefSeq and is a predicted model, not a curated record. NCBI's taxonomy places the organism in Eukaryota, Viridiplantae, Streptophyta, Bryopsida, Funariales, Funariaceae.